GUCGCGAGACAAUCACCACGGACGCCACGCAUCGCUUCAGCAGCUAACGUCAUUCAGAGCGCGCGAGGUCACGUCCGUCAGUUCACUAGGAUGUUGUUGUCCCGUGUGGUUCGCGCGCUCAGACAGACGCCGCGGCCCGUGCUCGUGCUCUUCACUAAGGAGCCCUGUCCUCUGUGUGAUGAAGCCAAAGCAGCGCUGGAGCCAUACAGACACAGGUUUGAGCUGCAGGAGGUGGACAUCAGUCUCCCGGAGAACAGCGUCUGGUUCCACAGAUACAGACACCACAUCCCUGUCUUUCAUCUGAACGGACAGUUCCUGAUGAUGCAUCGAGUGAACACGGCUCUCCUUCAGAAGCGUCUGGAUCAAGCCACCGAAGGAGAUCCGUAACAUCAGACACAGUUCUGCUUUCAGUUAAUAAAGCUGAGCUGCCACACA
This is a messenger RNA of Carassius gibelio (silver crucian carp), 435 nucleotides long. RefSeq names its product chromosome A10 C5orf63 homolog (gene ca10h5orf63). The record is from RefSeq and is a predicted model, not a curated record. Bases 91 to 387 code for a protein of 98 amino acids. The transcript has 5 exons. Lineage: Eukaryota; Metazoa; Chordata; Actinopteri; Cypriniformes; Cyprinidae.